UCGCUCUCUCAAACUCGGCCCGAUCACGUGGCCGAUCUCCAGACGACCCUUCCGGUGCGUCAAAGGUCACGUGCUAGGAGUGGCACGAGGCAGGCGUUCUCGAGCCCCGGAAACUCGAUCAGCUUCUUGAUGUGUUUUCACCAGUUAUAACAAUCGGUCCGCUUUCUGCUUGAAUGGUUAAAAUGACACGUUCAAAGUGCAAAACUUGAGAUGCUUUGCCUUAAUAAAGACGAAUGAGCGUUACAUCAAGUCUUAUUAUCCUACCUAUGAUUCGCUGCAUAUCCAUCAAAGGAGGGGUUCGCGUCAUUGGCCAGCAGGAAACAGUACAGCAAUGUGGCGAACGCUGACCUUUUGUACACAAAUUACAUUACCAUCACUGGUUUUUACAUCUACCUUUCUUUAGCUCUGAACUAGGGAGCAAAACGGCCCAACGAUCUUAUUUUGUGUUGUUCAGACUCGGCCAAACUGCCUCGGCUCCGCCACAUCUGGUCAGCCAAGGCAGGCAAUCAAAAAUCAACUUGUUCCCACUCCACCUGUUCAAAAAACUAUUAAUCUGCAGCCUUCCAAUAAAAGGCUUGGCUUUCACUAGGGAGCCAAUAGAGAUGCAUUAAAGCUGCGAGAGCCCGGCCAAUCCAAGACGGCAUUCUAAUGUGGCCUAUCUUUAUCAAGGUGCCACUCCAUUUCAAGAUCCUGCUUAUUUAUGACCGCUGAGGAGAGAGCUAUCUGAUAAAGGAGGAGCUAUCUGUCUUCAGGACCAACUGCAAAUUCUUCUUUCCCGAGGGGUUCGGCUGUAAUUGGAACCAUGGAAUUAUCCCAAAAAUUAUCUUUGGUUGAGAACAGGUGAGAGGAGGCAGUGAGGAGGGCUUUUCUACCAGACCACUGUCCACUGCUUUGGUACCAGCUUUUGUAUGCCUGGGACUUAGGGGAAAUUGGUAAAAAAAAAAAAAAAAAGUAGUUAUACCAGCGAUUGUUCUCAUCGAUUUGUAAAAAUUGACAGACCGUGAGUGUGUUCGUAGAUCAGUCUAGUAUUUCUGAGAAAGUGAACGCCUGGGGGCCCAACUGGGGGCUCUACCUGACUGGACCUUCCUGGGUGAGACGUGGAGGCAGAAUCACUUCCCAUGGAUCCAAACAUCCAGGGGUCUUUCCUGUUCAACAACGGCCUCAACCAGUUUCCCUCGGAUCUCAAGGCACCGGUGUGCCAGUACUCCGUGCCCAACUCCUUCUAUAAACUCAACCCUUGCCUGAACAGCCAACUACCAGCGGGGACCCCUCACGGUAUCACCGACAUCCUCAGCCGCUCCAUGGUUGGUAUGGGUUCGACGGCCACCACUACCCUACUGUCCGGAUACUCCACCGUGGGGGGCUUCGGCCCAACCGUCACCGGUGCAGGGAUGUACUAUAACCGAGACUACAACUCUUCCCUGGGUGGCUUCGCCAAGCCCGGCACCGAUUGCCCCAUGAAGGGUCGCAGCGUCAAUUGCUGGGCAGAGGGCGGAUACGACUGGAGAGGAGGGAGGCAGCAGUGCACUAACAACAGCGGUCCUCUGGGGGAGAUGUCCGGCCGGAAGAAACACACCAGGCCAACUUUCAGCGGACAUCAGAUAUUUGCCCUGGAGAAAACCUUUGAGCAGACCAAGUACCUGGCGGGGCCCGAGAGAGCAAGACUAGCGUACUCCCUGGGCAUGACCGAGUCACAAGUCAAGGUGUGGUUUCAGAACCGUCGUACCAAGUGGAGGAAGAAGAGCGCCUCCGAGCCGAGCUCCACGCAGGCCAGCCACGGAGGCCAGGGAGGCGAGGCCUCCGAGAACGAGGUGGAGGACGAGGAGUACAACAAACCCCUGGACCCAGACUCCGACGACGAGAAGAUCCGGCUGCUGUUGCGCAAGCACCGCAGGGCUUUCUCAGUCCUGCGCCUUGGACCUCACCAUGUCUGACACACACACACACGGACACACACGCACACACGCGCACACACGCACACACACACACACACAACCCCUUAUCAGAAGUGCAUGUUAUAGCAAAAGGUAUGAAUAUAGGUUUUUAAGCAUGUUCGAAAAGAAGCCACUGUGUGUUUAGCCUACAAAAGGACGUUGCCGAAGAAGACACGACCAAUCUGAGUGGAAGGUGGGCGCUGUGGAGGGAGCUAGAAAGACGUUUACGUUGUCGAGCCGGUCCCCCCCAAAACCCGGCCUGUUGUUUUCUAACCCUGCGACACGGCGGCGUCACCGAGGGCAGCACACCUGUCUUAGGGAGCUGUUGCCGGGUAAGUAGUGUGAGCUUGCAGAAGUGACUGAGCGGUUCCGUUAUUCCCCAGCGUUUUGCGUUACAGCCGGCUGCGUUUGUAAUCAGCGACGAGAUUUAAUCGGUUUUGUGUUUGUUCGGACUCUCUCGCAGACUGUGCAGUUCACGUGCAACACAUACAGGCCCUCUCGCCCCAUCAGUCU
Messenger RNA from Lampris incognitus (smalleye Pacific opah), 2447 nucleotides. RefSeq names its product NK6 homeobox 3 (gene nkx6-3). The transcript is spliced from 3 exons. Gene Ontology annotation, cellular component: nucleus. Gene Ontology annotation, biological process: cell differentiation; regulation of transcription by RNA polymerase II. Gene Ontology annotation, molecular function: RNA polymerase II cis-regulatory region sequence-specific DNA binding; DNA-binding transcription factor activity, RNA polymerase II-specific. The record is from RefSeq and is a predicted model, not a curated record. The coding region runs from base 1119 to 1934 and encodes 271 amino acids. NCBI's taxonomy places the organism in Eukaryota, Metazoa, Chordata, Actinopteri, Lampriformes, Lampridae.